Molecule: messenger RNA, 6711 nt
Organism: Rhinolophus ferrumequinum (greater horseshoe bat)
Lineage: Eukaryota; Metazoa; Chordata; Mammalia; Chiroptera; Rhinolophidae
Gene: GXYLT1
Product: glucoside xylosyltransferase 1
Exons: 7
Coding region: 80-1309 (409 amino acids)
Biological process (GO): protein O-linked glycosylation via N-acetylgalactosamine
Molecular function (GO): UDP-xylosyltransferase activity
Source: RefSeq, a predicted model, not a curated record
UGCGCGGUGCCGCUCCCUCGGUUCCAGUUCGCCCGGGCGGGCGCGGCGGCGGCGGCGGCGGAGGUGCGGGGCCGGCGCGAUGCGGCGCUACCUGCGCAUCGUGGUGCUGUGCCUGGCCUGCGGCUUCUGCUCGCUCCUCUACGCCUUCAGCCAGCUCGCCGUGUCCCUGGAAGAAGGAGCGGGCGGAGGUGGCGGGAAGCCGCAGGCCAAAGCGGCUUCCUGGCUCGCGGGCGGUGGACGCGGCGCGGCGAGAGGGGCGGGCAACGCGGGCUCCACAGCGCAUCCCGGCGGGGCGGACAGGUAUAGUCUGAAAAUACAGCCUAUUGAGAGCAUGCACCUAGCAGUAGUUGCCUGCGGUGAAAGACUGGAAGAAACUAUCACCAUGUUGAAGUCAGCUAUCAUUUUCAGCAUCAAACCUCUUCAGUUCCAUAUUUUUGCUGAAGAUCAACUACAUGAUAGUUUUAAAGGCAUACUUGACAGCUGGUCAUUUCUACAAACAUUUAACUAUUCAUUAUACCCAAUAACUUUUCCAAGUGAGAAUGCAGCAGAGUGGAAAAAGCUCUUUAAACCAUGUGCUUCCCAGAGAUUGUUCUUGCCUUUAAUCCUGAAAGAAGUUGACUCACUAUUGUAUGUCGACACUGACAUCCUUUUUUUACGACCCGUUGAUGAUAUUUGGUCUUUACUAAAGAAAUUUAAUUCCACACAAAUUGCUGCAAUGGCACCAGAACAUGAAGAGCCUCGAAUAGGAUGGUAUAAUCGCUUUGCCAGACAUCCAUACUAUGGGAAAACUGGAAUAAACUCUGGAGUUAUGUUGAUGAACAUGACUAGAAUGAGAAGGAAGUAUUUCAAGAAUGAUAUGACAACUGUACGACUACAAUGGGGAGAUAUCCUUAUGCCAUUGCUCAAAAAAUACAAACUAAAUAUCACAUGGGGUGAUCAAGAUCUGUUGAAUAUCAUAUUUUUUCAUAAUCCAGAAAGCCUUUUUGUUUUUCCGUGUCAAUGGAAUUACCGACCAGAUCAUUGUAUAUAUGGAAGCAAUUGCCAAGAAGCGGAAGAAGAAGGAAUCUUUAUUCUUCAUGGGAACAGAGGUGUUUACCAUGAUGAUAAACAACCAGCAUUUAGAGCUAUUUACGAAGCACUGAGAAAUUGUUCUUUUGAAGAUGACAACAUCCGUUCCUUAUUGAAACCUUUAGAACUGGAACUGCAAAAGACAGUGCAUACAUACUGUGGAAAAAUUUACAAAAUAUUUAUCAAACAGCUAUCAAAAAGCAUACGAGACCGUUAUGAUAGACCACCAAAGGAAAGGUGAUUCUUGGUGACCACUAAAUCAAAUGAAUUAAAACCACAAAAUCAAAUGUGUGAAGGAAUAGUCUUAGAUGAAGUAUUCAGGAAGGAAUUAUUCAUCUUCAGAAUAAUUAUUUUCCUGAAGAAGUUAAAUAAGCAGUAUAUUCAUGUAAUGAAGAAUAAGUUAAAGUCUUGGACAAGAAGACAUUUUUCAUCUCUGAUGUUUGUAUUGUUAUAUACAGUCAUUCCAGUAUUGAUGAAAAUAUUGAAUGGUUGUAGCCUACAGACUUUGGUUGACUCUUAUUCUCAAGUGAGUAAGAACAGUAGGGGUGUAUGAAUGGAGAAAAUGUACCUCAUACACAGUGGAAACACUCAAACUGUGAGUAUAGCAAUACUUUUAUGUCAGCACUAACCUCACUUUAAAUGUGUGAGAAAAAAGUUGUUUACAGGAGCAGAAAAUAUUCUGUUUGUGAUGUAACCACAAAUGUGAUGUAACCAUUGACAAUCUAUGUGUGCCUUUAUAGAUGUCAUCUCUGUUUUAAAAUCUUUUUUUGUGACAAUCAUGUUUCAAUUUAUUUUUAGAUUGUAAGUAAGCUGCACAUUUAAAAUUGAACUGUAUAAGAAAAGAAGAAAAACUGAAAAUUUUGGAGUUUUAGUCUCUGUGUGUAUGUUUGUAAAAUGUGGCAUUUUUAUUUGUCUUGCCAAAUUCAGAUCUAAGAUUGUUAAACAGAUACUUUUGGGAAAUUUUUUUUAUCAUUUUAAAUGGAAAUUUUCAGCUUUAUUGGGCAUUCUAGAAGCAAGAAAAAAUAUGCUGAUAAUAAAGUGAGAACCUAAAUAGUAUUCUUAUAUGAUGGUGGAAAAUGUGAUGGACCAAAAUGCAUAAGCUAUAUACUUCCCGUGAACAGUAAUUUUAGUUACAGUGAAGCAGAAAAAAGUGAUCCAUUUAAACUUAUUUUCUUCUACCUCAAAAUGACUUUGCAAGUUAUUUUUGAAGAAGCAAAUAUAUAGAGCCUUACUUAAAAUACGUUAGACAACUUUCAUGAAUGAUUUGGAUUAAGAAAAUUGUUACCUCUGAUUAUAGAAAACGUAGUUUUGAUUGGGUUAAUGUGCAUUUUUUCCUUUUUUGGACAUCACUUAAGACAGUUACUUUUUUAAAUGUUGAAAAUACGAAAAAUAUUACUUCUCUUACUGUUCUUGACAGCUGUCUAAUGUAACUAUAGAUUUUGAGUAUUAAGAUGUACUCUGCAGGGGCACAUAUCAUUUUACGAAGUGCUAUAUGAUUAUAGUCUUUUUCUCUUUUUGAUAUUUUAAUGCUUAAAUAGAAUAAGAGAAAUCAUGAAGGAAAAAUAUAACUUAUUUGAAAAUAGUGAUGAUUGGCUUUAUGAAGACCCAGUGCCCUCUGUGGAGACAUGGAAUAUAUCGAAAGAAAUGGUUGUACAGUUGUCUCCUGUCUUUUGUAGUUCAGUCAGGGACACACUGAGAGAAGAAAGUAUAAGAAAGGCAAAUCUGAAGUUGAUAAACAGCCAGCACUCUUAGAUGCGUUUAGAGAGUACAAUCUGUACGUCCUUGGCAGAAUGCCAUAGUGAAUAUAAGAACUUGUGAACUGUGUUGACAUUGAAUUUGCUAAGUAGAAAAUGAGAAUCUGAGAAUUUUAAAGUUUGGAGGGUAUAUAGAAGAUGGUUUCCAACAGUUCCCAAAUAAGUCUGUUGCCUGGCUGUAUUAGACAGUCACAGGGAGCUUGUUGAGAAUGGAUUCCUGGGCUUCACUGUUAGAAGAUUCUGUCUGGUCCACUGUGUCUAGGAUGGGGUCUACAAACAUUUGGAAAUAGUUUGGGAUUUCAUUGGAAAUAAAUUUAACUGGAACUAAUUUUGCCCACUUGAAGGUUGAAGUUCGGAUUUCACAAUUCUUGGCACAGUUGGUGGAUUAUAAUUAUGAUUCUGAAAUAUUAGAGGAAGUACUUUGGGUUAUUGACAAGAUAGGAAUUUAUAUUAUUAGUAAGUUCCUUAGAUUUAAUUUCCUCAGUGAACAGAGAAUUUCAAACCCCUGGGCUCUGAUAUGCUUGAUUGGGACUAUGUAGAAUGUGGUCGUAGUUUAAUCCAACUGGACUGUGUACUGUGGUCUCACAGUGUUGUGGUUUAUUUAGAUUGACAUACAUUCUAUAUCACUGAAAAUUAUUGGAAAAUUCUUCAUCUGGUGUAUUUAGACCUUGCCUAUUGGGCCUUUUACCAUAAAUUGGGUGAUGGUGAAAACUCUCCACUUAGGGACUAUUUUUCCCUUAAAUUUAGGAUAUCACAGAAAGUACAUAACAUUAUUAAUAUGAGUUUUCUGAAUUUAUCUUUAGAUAAGGUAACUUUUUCUAAGGUAACUUAGAAUUCUCAAGAAAUGCAGUUCUUAGCAUUAAUGAGGUUAACUUACAGAACAACUUAGAGAAUAUUAUAUUUCUUUUCGUGAAAAACUAUAUUUAUGCAGUUUAUAUAAAUUACAUUCUAUAUUCUUUGAGUCUAUGUGUUAGAACAAUUCUGACCUCAGAACUGUCUCUGGGCUGCAGUGUUACCAAAGUGGAAUGACUAAAACACAGUCAAACUGCAUUUGUGUGAAGUAGUCAUCGUAAAAGAACUUGGAAACCUUUAGAAAUAUAUAUUGUGAUUUACAUUUUAAGAAAAUACAUUUUUCCCCCCAUGAAGAGUGGUUAGUAAUGUAUAAGAUAACCCAGUUAUCCUUGGACACUUUGGAGCCUGAAACAAUAUUAAUGUGCAUUCACUGUUCUCUCAUCUUGCUUACAGUCAGAUGUUACAGAUGUAAUGGGAAGAAAAUCAGACUGUGAACUAGAUGUGGAUUCUCUUCCUGGUCAGAGACCCCAGGCAUAUCAUUUAACCUUCUCUGUGCCUUGGGUUUGUAAAUAAUCAGUAUGCCCUUCUAACUUCAUGAGACUCAGAAGUCAUGUGUUAUGAAGUUAUGAAGUUCAGAAGCGAUAAAGGAUUGGAAAGCAUUUCACAUGGCUUAUAUCAUGCAACGUCAGCGUUACUGUUGAAGUUCUGUUUUGUCCUGUUACUGCCUGUACAGAUCAUUCUGUUUCCUUAGGCUGAAUGUUUUCUGACAUGUAUUGUAUCUCCAGUACAAAUUUGCUUAUAUUAUGGAAGGAAGAGAAAGCAGAGAAGAAAAGAAUGAUGUAAAUGAAUGAUCAAAAAAGAAGGAAAAGAGAGAAAGUGAGGAAAGAGAAAUAAGAGUGAGAAUGGCAAAAGGCAGAGUAAGAGAAGAGAUGGAAUGAGAGCGGGAAAAUUGAGACAUAGAGAUGGAGAGAAUGGUGUGGAAACAGUCACUUACUGAAUUGUAGCCCCCACCCUGUGCUGCUGUCGCCUGCCUUCUCCUAGUUCAGCGCAAGGCCCUCCAGGGUCAGGGAGGGUGUUGGCUUUCAUGGAAGGGGCAGCAAGGCUACCUUAGACUUGUUGAUGCUAGAGUCAUUUCCCGGUCACUCUGCUCUCUGGUCGUGUAGUGCUAAUGAUUCAACGUUACAUUUUUUUACUGGAUCCCAGUUUGUGAGCUACGACCUCUAGAAACACGGUGACAAGUACCUUCCUUUUUAACGUUGUCGUUGUAGUCAUCGCAAAUGUUGGAUUAUGCACGACUAGCUGUAUAGAAUCACGUGGGAGGUCAGGGUGGAAGGGACAGACUCAUUAGGCCUGAAGGGACCCAAGAAUUUAUUGCAGCGGUUUUCCAAGAUGAUACUGGUAGGAAGCUGGAUUUGGGAAUCAUGGCCCUACCUUGCAUGGCAGCUUAAGCAAUUAAGUCACAGCUGUUGAUUCCUCAAUAGGCGUACUUUCAGCUGAAACAUUAUGAACGGAUUCAUGGGAACAGGAGAGAGCAGAAAUACAUUAAAGGGAAAAACCUUACAAGAUACUAUUCAGUGUCUUGUUUUUCAGAAGUUUAUAUUGUAAGUAAUAAAUACCUUAGUAGUAAUCAGAGCCUCUUUGAGAUGAUUUUAGAAAGACCAUUGAUCUGUAUUUUUUUAAAUAACUUUUUUUGGUUCCUUAGAGUAAAUGGAGAAGGAAAGUAGGGGAGCAAUGUGUCAGGUAUGUGGGGUCAGUUAUCCAUUUAUCAAAUGUAAUUUCAAGUGUCUUAAAACAAAAUUGCCUUUUAAUAUUUAAUAAAGAUUAAAUAAUGAUUUGUACUGUAACAGUUAUCUUUUUAUACACUGCCAAAGCAACCCUUUUUGCCUGUUAGAUUCUGGCUGAACUGUUUUGAUGUUUGUUGUUUCUUAAUUCAUUGAACAUGAACUAGAUUUUUAAAAGUAAGUUAUAAAGUUGUAUAAACUUAAGACAAGUCUAAAAAGUGGUACAAGAAUGUUCUUUUUAAAAAAAAAACUAAAAAUGAAUAUGAUGUUAAUUCAACUAUUUUGCAAUUAUAGUAUCAUGAGAAGAACAUGGAAUAGCAUAUUUGACAAGGCAAUUUAAAGUUGAUUACAAACCAAUUGUCAGACUUAACUUUAAAUGGAAAAUAUGUAUUGUCACCUCAUCUCUCUUACUAACUCAAAAUAUCUAAUGGGAUUAUUUUUUUAGAAUUUUCUGUAAACUCAGUAUUCAAGCAAAAGAGAGCCUUUGAAAAGAUAUGAAAAAGAAAAAAAGAAAAUUUCUCUAACUACUAAUAUUGUGAAUGCUAUUUGGAGGAUCUGUAGUAAGACAUUUUGAUACCAAAUUUAACUGAUUUGGAGUCUUUAAUUAUGUUUAGUUUAUAUAUACAAUCUGAAUAUGUGAGUAUAUUCACACACAUAACACCUGUAAAAAUUGAAAAGAACACAACAGUGUAUAUAGUCCAUUUAAAAAGUAAAUUGACUUUGACUAUGAUGGAAAAUAGCUAUUUUCAACCUUUGUAUAAAAUCUCUUCAGGGAAUAUUGGAAUGUUGUGCAAAAAUAAUUCAGGGUUUGUAGUAUAGCUAUAGAAUAUGUCAUUUAUUCCAAACUUAGCAGGACACACAUGUAUCACAUGCAUUGUUAUCAUUAUUUGAGAGCCGGACCAGUGGUUUUUGAUGGAUGCUGUAAUAGAAGAUCUAUGAAGGAGAUAGUGAUUUGCACCUGUUCCUGAAAUCAGAAACUGGAAAAAGUUGCAGUUUCAAUUUUGCACAAGCAUUUUGCAUAAGUAUAUUAAUAAUUUGAGUAGUAAUGGCUGUAAAACUGUAUCUUGGUGUACCAUGAUAUGCAGAGAUUACUACCUUUAAAUUGCUUUUUACCUUAAAAUGUUACAGCUUUAGGAUAAUUUGGAUAUAAUCCUCCAAGUAUUUUGUGUAUCUUGACGUUUAUAAAGGGGAAUAUACGAUUAUAGAUUCGACUGUUACCUCAGAAUAAUGGAAAGUUGCUUCGUUCUGUUUUUGGGGAAGUUCAACUCUUCUUUUUCUUCAGAAACUGUGUGUUGCUGUUAGUAAAUAAACAUAUA